AAAAAAUAUACAAGGAUUGUUCAGAGAUUUUGAAGAGAGACCCCAGUAAAAGAGGACAAAAUGGAGUAUACGUUAUUUACCCUGACAUCCGGAGAGAGGUCUACUGUGACAUGACGACAGAAGGAGGAGGAUGGACGGUCAUUCAGAAACGAGAAGAUGGUGACGUGGAUUUUUACAGGACAUGGAUAGAGUAUAAAGAAGGAUUUGGGAAUCCCUCUAAAAACUACUGGAUAGGUAAUGAUGCAAUCCACACCUUAACAAGGGAGAAAGACCAGGAGCUCCGAGUUGAUCUCCAGAGACAUAACGGAGAACAGGCCUAUGCUGUGUAUACCACAUUUUACAUCUUAGAUGAAGACAGUAAAUAUAACCUGACAGUGUCUGGAUAUAACGGAACAGCAGGUAUCUGA
This is a messenger RNA of Saccostrea cuccullata (small rock oyster), 407 nucleotides long. RefSeq names its product fibroleukin-like. The record is from RefSeq and is a predicted model, not a curated record. The transcript has 4 exons. NCBI's taxonomy places the organism in Eukaryota, Metazoa, Mollusca, Bivalvia, Ostreida, Ostreidae. The annotation marks the transcript as partial.